CACGAACUAUGGGUUGUCUAAAAUUGGCUUUAUACAGGGAACAUUUAAAAAAUCAGAAUAUACACAUACAUGAAAUAUGUAUCAGUGAUCUGUAUUUUCUAUGUGUAUAUUCCGAUUAUUCAAAUAUUUCCUGUAACAGAAUAAUAAAUAAACUAACUCGAGUUCUGUGCGAUAUUUGCGAAUUAUAAAUUACUUAAAGCGAUAAAGAUAUACGAAGUAUUCAUAUCUAAAAAAAUCUAAAUAUCAGAGGAGUAACAUCAGAAUACGUUACUGAACCACGAUGUCAAAGAAAACAUGCGCGAAAAGAUAUAAGGCAAGUGAACUAUUGCGGGAAAAUAUGGAUUCGGAGGUGUUUUUCGAAAAGUACACGUUAUCAGAGGAAGCCACGACGAAACUUGAAUCUCUCAGGGAAGCGCUGAAGAAUGACAUUGCCCAGGCUAAUCCAUUGUGGAAAGUGAUAGCAGGAGAGAAUGAAGAAACAAUAUCUUCAGAGAGUGAGGAGAGCGAUGAUAAUAAUAAUGAUGAUGAUGAUGAUGAGCCAAACAUCAGUGAAUCUCAAGCAAUGUGUAAUCAGUCAAUGCUACAAGUUUCUACUCAGUUUUACUUCACACAAUCUGAAAGAACAAUUAUAGAAUCUGAAAAAUCUGUUGGUAUACUACCACAAAAGUGUGAUAUUUUAGAGUCUGCUUGUGAAAGUUUAGAGCGAAAUAAUGGAAGAUUAGAUUUUGCUCAAUUAGACAACUUGUCCAAUGAAGAUCUUAUUCCACUGAUGGAUGAGAUGGCGAAGAAAUUAAGUUUAAAGGGUAUUUAUAAUCUGUGUCAGUCGAUGGACGAUAUGACUAUCGAGCAGAGAAUGAAAUAUCUCAAUAUAUUGUACACAUAUUUAUUAUUACCAAAGAUAAUCGAACUCGAGGAACCGUCUCGUUUAUUGUCAUCUGCAAUUGCCGAAUGCGUUAAAAAAUUUCCCGACGAAGUUCAACAGUUUAUAUUUGUUCCAAUUCUCAAUACUGAGCUGAAAGACGUAACUUUGAUAACAACUAUCAUAAACACGUACGAUCUGCAGAAAAGAACUGUUCUUUUAGAGCAGUUUCUUGCAUAUGUAGAAGAAUUGAAAACAUGGCACAUAUCUAUAUUGCAAAACUUCUUAUCUGUAAAACUCAAUCACAACAUGAUCGAUAAAAUUAUAAAACUAUUCUCGGCAAAAGCUCUUUAUUAUUCCAAAGAUAAGAACUUUGGGAAACUGAUACUGUCAUUAUUAAAAAUGAAUACAACACUGACUGAAGAGCAAAAGAAUCUAAUGGCAGAAAUCGCUACCGUCAAUGAAACGUUAUUUAAAAAACUUAUAGAAAAUAUUUUAAGGAAUAUGUAAUCUUUAAAUAA
This is a messenger RNA of Linepithema humile (Argentine ant), 1380 nucleotides long. RefSeq lists its product as uncharacterized. Gene Ontology annotation, biological process: interstrand cross-link repair. Gene Ontology annotation, cellular component: Fanconi anaemia nuclear complex. The record is from RefSeq and is a predicted model, not a curated record. Lineage: Eukaryota; Metazoa; Arthropoda; Insecta; Hymenoptera; Formicidae.